UACUUUUCCGGGAUUUCACACCAUGUAGCCGACUCCUAUAAUUCCUGAUUUGUUUACUGAAUGAAGGACACGUCCACAGGAUAGUGUCCUUGGUGGAUCGCCUGACUGGAAAGCUGUUGUCUACAAGCAGAAGGACAACUUGACUUUCAGAGCAUAGAUCUCUCUCACCAUGGCCCACCAGCCUGCUGAAAAUCCUCACGAAGAGGCCUACAUCGCCCUGAUGAGAGGCUUGAAAGAGCUGGACCUCCGUAACCCCUGUGUACCCAGUGACCUAGUGCUGAUUGGAGACCAUGCCUUUCCUUUAGCAAUGAACAGCCAGGGCCAGGUCCUGAUGGCCGCCUCUCUGUACGGUCGUGGACGGAUUGUGGUCAUGGGUCAUGAGGGCUACAUGACCACCUUUCCUGAUCUGGUAGAGAACGCUCUGACCUGGCUGAGAGGAGAUGGAUCCAAUAAUAUGUCUGUUGGAACCAGCCAAAAAGUUAAGGCAGUCGCUGAUAACCUCAGCAAGUCCAGCUACGAAGUCAAAGUUGUGGGAUCCUUCAGUGACAAACUGGGGCUUGGUGUGUAUGUGACAGAUGCAUACAGCGUUGGUCCACACGCGAAGGAGCUGGUGGCAUUUAUGAAAGCUGGAGGAGGAGUGCUGAUCGGGGGGCAGGCAUGGAGCUGGGCUGCGGGUCACCCUAAGGAGAACACGCUGCUGAUGUUUGUGGGGAAUAAGGUUUCUGGUGUGGCAGGGAUCUACUUCUCUGAGCACAGAGGUGUGAAGGAAUGCCUGCCUGUCUACCCUGAGAUCCCAUCUUCCUGGAUGGCUGUAGUGACUGGAAAGGAUUUUGAGGAUGACUUGGAGUUCUUACUUCAGGGAAUUAAAGAAUUUGACCUCCAGGGUAGUGCGAUAUCCUCUGAAGUCCUGGUCCACGGUCCCCUUGCCUUCCCCAUUGGUACCAAUGAGAGUGGACAGGCUUUCAUUGCAGGAACUUACUAUGGGCAGGGACGAGUCAUUACGGUCACUCAUGAGGGAUUUAUUGGACGAGAGUCACUGGCUCCAUUUUGGAAAAAUGCCAUUCACUGGCUGGAUGAAGGCCGGCAGGGCGUCGUUGGUGUGGAAGGGAAAAUUCCCCUCAACAAUCUCAGCAAGUCGGGGUUGCAAUGUGAGAAGACAGCCCUCAGGAAAGACCUGAGUGUGUAUGUGUGUCCAGUGUACAGCGAUAAACAAGCAGAGGAAAUCCUAGAGUUCGUGGCAGAAGGAGGAGGCCUGCUGAUUGGUGGACAUGCCUGGUACUGGGCUCAAUGUCACCGUGACAAAAAUGUAUUAACAGAAUUUCCAGGAAACAAGAUCCUGAACCCAAUGGGCUUGAGCCUGCUGGGUGCAAUGAUCAAAGGAGGGAACUACAAGGCCCCUGUGCCAAGCCAGGCCAUCAAAGACAACUACUACUUCCGCCACCUUCUACACCGCUUUGCCUGUCAUGUGACCCAGGGGGAGAAACUCAGCAAACAGGAAGAGGAAAACCUUAAAAAGCUGGGCCAGGACUGUGCCACCUACUUGACAAUGGAGGCUCAUGACUGCCCCUCCUAUAAACAGGUUGUGGCCUCCCUCACUGACAUCUUGACUAAGUCAGGCAUGCCACAGGUGUGUGACAAGUGUCCUGUGAGGAAUCCCAAAGACCACAUGCUCCUCACUCUGGGGCCAGCGGUGUAUAAGGCUAGCCCAGAUCCUGAUGCCCUCCUGCCCUACCUCAUCAAGCAAAACCCCAUGAUGCCAGUUGUCUACAACCACAGGAUCAAGAUAGAUGCUGACACAGCAGGAGGGGAGGAGUGGUUCAGUACAGGUCUCUACCUCUCUCCUGGUAUGAAGACCUACAUGGCCCUGCCAGCGGAGAUCGUCAACAAGGACUGGAAGAUCCAGAUAGGCUGUCAAACAGACUAUCUCAAAUCUCCAGUGCUGAAAAGAGCACCGAGUGUUCAUGAGCGAUUUCCAAUAACCUCAGAGAUGAUGCAGGUGUGGAACCUGUGGGGGGGACUCAUGUACGUGGUGGCUCCACCAAAAACAAAACUGAAUGGGGUAGAGGUCACAGUGCAGAUGGCUGUACCUGCGCCAUAUUAUAAAUCUGGCGUGACGACACCUGCCGAUUGGUCAGUGCUGCGCACAGCUCCUGCACCCUGGGCAGAGCUGGAGAUGGAAAACAUCAUCCUAACAGUACCAUCAGAUGUUGUUCGGAACCUGGAUCGCCCUGAUGAGGUGGCAGCGCUUUGGGAUGACAUCAUGAGGACCAUGGCUGACCUGGCUGUUAUACCACACAAAUUUCCUCGCAAAGAACGCUUUGUAGCAGAUGUGCAGAUUUCCCAUGGUUUCAUGCAUGCAGGUUAUCCUGUCAUGGCACAAAAAUGCUCAGCACCUGUGCUGGUCAACCCUGAGCAAAUUAGGACUAAAGGCAUGUGGGGGCCCAUCCAUGAACUGGGACACAACCAACAGAGAGCCUGCUGGGAGUUCCGACCACACACUACUGAGUGUACAUGCAACCUGUGGUCAGUGUACGUGCACGAGGAGCUGUUUGGUAUCGACAGGGCAAAGGCUCAUGGAGCUCUGACUGCAGAAAAUCGAAACAACCGAGCAGAGCAGUACGUCAAGGGCGGCAAGAACCUCAAAGACUGGAGCAUGUGGGUGGCCCUGGAGACAUACUUGCAGCUCCAGGAAAAGUUUGGCUGGGAUGCCUUUAAGAAGGUGUUUGCUGCCUACCACAAGAUGAGCACCUUUCCGAACGACAACAAAGGGAAGAUGAACCUGUACGUUGAGACUUUCUCCCAGGCUGUGGGGAUGAACCUGUGUGGAUUCUGUAAGUCCUGGGGCUGGCCCAUUGAAACAGCCACUGAGGAGAAACUCUCCAACCUGCCUCCCUGGAGCGACCACCCCAUGGUCAAGUAUGACUGAACUUCUGCUGAAUAAAAGCUCGGAGAGAUGGGUUCAAUGAGUACCAAAUCCUUCAUCCUUCUUUGUUGUUGUUGUUGUUGUAUUUUUACCAUGUGUAUUUCAAUAUUUAAGAAAAAACAGCACUUACAAAACUGACAAGAUAUAUACAGCUUCUAAAUUUAGUAGCUCAACUGAAAAUGGAUUUUUGAAAUACUGACAACCAAAAUACAAAAACCAAGAGGUCAAUAAAUAAACACAGUUGCUACCAGGUUGGCUUUAUUUGUAUAUUGAAGUUAAGUUAGAAAAAUACCUUUGCUGCGGUCAACGCUCACAUUCAGCCACUUUAUACCUGCUUUAUUCCACCUGUCUCAGUCCUUGGUAAAUGCACUGGCACUAAAACCUGUGCUUUACACAUUACGGAGUUAUUUAAUUUCACAGUAAUACUUAAAGUCAUUUAUAGGAAAAAGAAAUGUUCAGUUUCAGGGUCAUAAUAACACUCAUUAUGUGGGUGUGUGGGUAGGUAAGCUGCAUCUUUUCCUGCUUUAAAAUUUGCUCUGUUGCUCCAGCUUGCAGUAGGUUAGUCAAGCUUUGUAGGCUAAACACAUCUUUAAUUUCAUGACAGUAAUAUUUGCCUUAACUGCCAAUGGAAAAGACACUAAUAAACAUUUUACAUCA
This is a messenger RNA of Epinephelus lanceolatus (giant grouper), 3580 nucleotides long. Its product is annotated as TRPM8 channel-associated factor homolog. Gene Ontology annotation, molecular function: transmembrane transporter binding. The record is from RefSeq and is a predicted model, not a curated record. Lineage: Eukaryota; Metazoa; Chordata; Actinopteri; Perciformes; Serranidae. Gene Ontology annotation, biological process: positive regulation of protein targeting to membrane. Gene Ontology annotation, cellular component: plasma membrane.